AGUGAAGUCAGUCUAGUUCCUGGUGUGGGUCCUAGUUGAACUCGGUUCAUGCCUGCAACUUUAUUUGGGGAAAGACUAGGGCUUUCUUUAAAAACAAAACAAAACUGAAAACCACUGUUGUCCAUGAAAGAUGUAGAGAUCCUAGAGACUGGGAACUGAUCAAUAAGUUCUUCAUAUCAACCUGUUUUCCAAGGGUACAUCAAAAAGGGGAUCAUGGACAUCGAAGCAUAUUUUGAAAGAAUUGGUUAUAAGAACUCUAGGAACAAAUUGGACCUGGAAACGUUAACUGACAUUCUUCAGCACCAGAUCCGGGCCAUUCCCUUUGAGAACCUUAACAUCCACUGUGGGGAACCCAUGGAAUUGGGCUUGGAGGCCAUUUUUGAUCAACUUGUGAGGAAGAACCGGGGAGGGUGGUGUCUCCAGGUCAAUCACCUUCUGUACUGGGCUCUCACCACAAUGGGUUUUGAGACCACAAUGCUGGGAGGCUAUGUUUACAACACUCCAGCUGACAAAUACAGCAGUGCUAUGAUUCACCUCCUGCUGAAGGUGACGGUGGGCGGCAGGAACUACAUAGUUGAUGCUGGGUUUGGACGCUCUUACCAGCUAUGGCAGCCUCUGGAGUUAAUUUCUGGGAAGGAUCAGCCUCAGGUGCCGGGCAUCUUCCGCUUGACAGAAGAGGGAGGAACCUGGUACCUGGACCAAAUCAGAAGAGAGCAGUAUGUUCCAAACCAAGAAUUCCUUAAUUCUGACCUCCUGGAAAGGAAAAAGUACAGAAAGAUCUACUCCUUCACGCUUGAACCUCGAACAAUUGAAGAUUUUGAGUCUGUUAAUGAAUAUCUUCAGACGUCUGCCGCAUCUGUGUUUACAAGCAAGUCAUUCUGCUCCUUGCAAACCUCAAAUGGGGUUCACUGUUUAGUGGGCUUCACCCUCACCUUUAGAAAAUUCAAUUAUAAGGACAAUAUGGAUCUGGUGGAGUUUAAGACACUGAAUGAAGAAGAAAUAGAAGAAGAGCUGAAAAAUAUAUUUAAUAUUUCCUUGGAGAGAAAGCUUGUGCCCAAACAUGGUGAUAAAUUUUUUACCAUUUAGAGUAAGGAGUAGAAAUGGUCUUCAGUAUUAUUUCAGGUACUGAAACUUCUUACCAUAAAAACAUUCCAAUAAUUAUAAAAGUAGAGAGAAUAAAAGAAGAAACCCCUAUUUAUCACCAGUUUUACCAACUAUCAACUGGCAGCCUCUCUCUCAAAUUUCCUCAGUGACCCCACAUGAUAUUAAAGAAAAUCUUAGACAUCAAAUCAUUUUCAUCCUUAAAAAUGUUAGCACAUGUAGUUAGAAAACAUUUAAAAGAAACAGAACCACAUGUCUUUUCAAAAUUAACAAUAAUAAAGGUAUUUAAAAGGUUUUGUGGGAGAAAACAGUGAUUUCUGCUAGAAAGGCAUCUCUGCUGGUUGAAUGUUGAAUUCAUAAAAAAUGUUUACCCGUGGUUCAGUAAAUGGAAAAUUGAGGAAAUAGUUUUUAUUAAAUUCAACCAGGAUCUGUCCCAAUCUUUAAAAUCCCACAUAUAUAAUUUAGGAUUAGAAUUCAACAGAGAAGAAUGAGGCAUGAUAUUG
Messenger RNA from Eptesicus fuscus (big brown bat), 1604 nucleotides. Its product is annotated as arylamine N-acetyltransferase 1. The record is from RefSeq and is a predicted model, not a curated record. The coding region runs from base 214 to 1086 and encodes 290 amino acids. The transcript is spliced from 3 exons. Gene Ontology annotation, molecular function: acetyltransferase activity. Lineage: Eukaryota; Metazoa; Chordata; Mammalia; Chiroptera; Vespertilionidae.